CGUGAUGACAGGGUCAACAACAUGGCGCUGUCCAUGGUUUAUGAAAUUCCUCGUUUGUUCGUUGAUAUGUGUGUUUUAGUCUAAAGCUUUAUUCGCUUAAGAACUUGUGAAGCAGUGUUUGUUAAUAAAACACCCAUUGGGUUCGUCAGAAACAUAAACAGUUCUAAGAGCUUCACCAUGUCUGGCUCAAAUGUUUGGAGUCGCAGCCGGGAGAAGAUGAGACUUUUCCCCGAACUUUUUGCACAGUGUACGAUGGAGGCAACGGCGUAUGGGAAGUGUGUGGCAGCUACCACAACCAGCAGACAGGAGUUAAAGAAGGACUUGUGUGUCAAGGAGUUUGAGGCACUCAAGACCUGCUUUGUAAAUGCAGCCAAGAAAAAAGGCAGAUGAAUGGGAACCAUCCUGGAGGAAAAUGGACCUGACGUAAGAAUCAACGGUGUGGAUGCUAUUGGAAAAGAUAUUUAUAAGCUCUGCGAUCUUUGGUGUUAACUGAAUGUGUGUUGUGUGCAGAGGUGGGUAACUCUGCUCCAGAGUAGAAGUUCUACCCACAUAUUUGUUCCAACCAUUCACUAAACCAGCCUAUUUUGAUGAGCACAACUCAUCCUUCAGGUAGAAGGGAUAAUAAGUGGAAUCACCUGUGUUAAGUGAACCGGUAGAAACAAUACAUGGCAAGACUUUUUCUCUUUGAAGCUAGGAUUCCCCAUCUCUGGUUGUGGGCUUUUUCAUGACUUCCAAAUGCAGUGACACAAAGCCAUAUUUAUACAUUCAUAAAACUGUUUCUUUUUCUAUGUAAUAUCAUAAUGUAUAUAAUUACAUAAUAAUUGUGUUAUGUACGGAUGUGAAUAAACUAUGUUUUUCAUGUUUAUUGGAAUGCACUCCA
Messenger RNA from Sphaeramia orbicularis (orbiculate cardinalfish), 880 nucleotides. RefSeq names its product NADH:ubiquinone oxidoreductase complex assembly factor 8 (gene ndufaf8). NCBI's taxonomy places the organism in Eukaryota, Metazoa, Chordata, Actinopteri, Kurtiformes, Apogonidae. The transcript has 3 exons. Gene Ontology annotation, biological process: mitochondrial respiratory chain complex I assembly. Gene Ontology annotation, cellular component: mitochondrion. Bases 178 to 390 code for a protein of 70 amino acids. The record is from RefSeq and is a predicted model, not a curated record.